AUGAGGAUUCCCGCGUUAUUGUUUAUACUCACGAUUUUGCGACCUUGUGGGUGUGGAAAUGAUAAGGAGGAAGAGAUAAAGGUCUACAAACGCAGACCGGCUAGAGUCCGGAUUGCAAGAGUCACUCCAUACCCUAAUAAAGCAGUCCAUUCCCAGCCCGCCGUUUCCCGUAAAGGGGGGCUUAAUAUCGAUAUCUCCAACCCCGACGAGAGAGUAAUCGACGUCCUGGAGACGCACGGCAGAAAGAUAAGGCACAAGCGUUAUUUCUCAAGACCCGGUCUAAAGGUAACAUCUGUACGAGAUGACGUGAAAACACUAUGGGAAGCGAGUGACGCCGAAUAUUGUGCAUCAAUGAUCAUCAUCUUUUCAUGCAAAUAUCCUCCUCUUUUGGUACUUUGUCUUGUUGACAGGGGCGGAAGGGAAUCUAAAUACUUUGAAAAGAAUGACAAUGAAUGGGAAAGCAUCACCUUUAGCGAAUUUAAAGAAAAGCGUGAAAAUAUGAACAAGAAAAUGACCCGGCAGAAGGCCCGCAAAAGAUACUUUUACUAG
Theileria equi strain WA is the source of this 549-nucleotide messenger RNA. RefSeq names its product signal peptide-containing protein. The transcript has a single exon. The record is from RefSeq and is a predicted model, not a curated record. NCBI's taxonomy places the organism in Eukaryota, Apicomplexa, Aconoidasida, Piroplasmida, Theileriidae. The coding region runs from base 1 to 549 and encodes 182 amino acids.